This is a messenger RNA of Octopus bimaculoides (California two-spot octopus), 434 nucleotides long. Its product is annotated as general transcription factor 3C polypeptide 3. Lineage: Eukaryota; Metazoa; Mollusca; Cephalopoda; Octopoda; Octopodidae. The record is from RefSeq and is a predicted model, not a curated record. Gene Ontology annotation, biological process: transcription by RNA polymerase III. Gene Ontology annotation, molecular function: protein binding. Gene Ontology annotation, cellular component: transcription factor TFIIIC complex.
UGCUUAUGCUUAUUUUAUUUCAUUUACUAGGAGAAUAUGUUAAUGUCUACAGACAGCAGCCCAGCGACCCUUUAGUUAAUUUGUGCAUUGGACUUGCAUUCAUUCACAUGGCAUGCCAGAAAUUUUCAUCAAAAAAACAUGCCCUCUUGAUACAAGGCCUCUCUUUUGUAAAUGCCUAUACGGAGCUGCGAGGUGAAUGUCAGGAAACCUUGUAUAAUGUUGGACGUGCCAUGCAUCAACUGGGAUUGACUUAUGCUGCUGUAUUUUAUUACAAAAAAGCAAUACAUUGUUCUCCUCCAGUUGGUAAUAAAGGUGUAAGUAACUCAUUUGUAUUAAUUGAAACUGACUUUUUGUUAGAUAUUAGCUUGAAGCUUUAUACAAAGAAUUUAGUUUUACAAAUACUCAAGUCUUUUACUUAGAUUCAACAGCAAAUG